Molecule: messenger RNA, 3568 nt
Organism: Cricetulus griseus (Chinese hamster)
Lineage: Eukaryota; Metazoa; Chordata; Mammalia; Rodentia; Cricetidae
Source: RefSeq, a predicted model, not a curated record
GAGCAUCACUGUGGUGAAAGUGGUGAAAAGUACAUCCCACCUCGGUUGAGGGGCGAGGAGACAAUGGAUGCCCACAAGAAAGAAGAACUACAAAGGCUCAAGAAACACGUUAAAGGCCUAAUUAACAGGCUGAGCGAGCCAAACAUGGCAUCUAUAAGUGGGCAGCUGGAGGAGCUGUACAUGGCCCACAGCAGGAAGCACAUGAACGACACCCUGACCGAUGCCCUCAUGGAUGCCUGUGUCACUGCCUCAGCCAUGCCCAGCAGACUGAUGAUGGAGCAUGUCCUUUUAGUCAGCAUCCUUCACCACACAGUUGGAAUAGAGGUCGGUGCUUGCUUCCUGGAGGCUGUGGUGAAGAAGUUUGAUGAUGUCUAUAAAGAUGGAGGUGAGGGGAAAGAGCUGGACAACCUGUUUACCAUGAUUGCCCACUUGUACAACUUCCACGUGGUACAGUCUCUCCUCAUCUUUGACAUUUUGAAGAAGCUUGUUGGAACUUUUACGGAAAAAGACAUUGAGCUGAUCCUGCUGAUGCUGAAAAAUGUGGGCUUUGCAUUGAGAAAAGAUGACGCCCUGUCACUUAAGCAGCUGAUCACAGAUGCCCAGGCCAAAGCCAGUGGGGCAGGCAGCAAGUUUCAGGACCAGAACAGGGUGCGGUUCAUGUUGGAGACAAUGCUGGCUCUGAAGAACAAUGACAUGCGUAAAAUCCCUGGCUAUGAUCCUGAGCCUGUGGAGAAACUAAGGAAGUUACAGAGAGCACUGGUGCGCAAUGCUGGCUCUGGUUCUGAGACUCAGCUCCGAAUCUCCUGGGAUGGCAUCUUAAAUGCGGAGCAGACUGGGCGCUGGUGGAUUGUGGGGUCUGCGUGGAGUGGGACCCCAAUGAUUGACAACAGUCAUCAAACACAACUACAGAAGCCACUUGCAGGAACGGUCAGCUCCAAGAUGCUGGAACUUGCGAAGAAGCAGAGAAUGAACACUGAUGUCAGGAGGAACAUCUUCUGCACUAUAAUGACAAGUGAGGACUUCUUGGAUGCUUUUGAGAAGCUGCUGAAGCUUGGGCUGAAAGACCAGCAGGAGAGAGAGAUUGUUCACAUCCUCAUGGAUUGCUGCCUGCAGGAAAAAACCUAUAAUCCUUUCUACGCUUUCCUGGCUAGCAAGUUCUGCAGCUAUGAAAGGAGAUUCCAGAUGACUUUCCAGUUCGGCAUAUGGGACAAAUUUCGGGACCUAGAAAAUUUGACAGCCACUAAGUUCUCAAAUCUGGCUCAUCUGGUAGCACACUUGUUGAAGACAAAGUCACUUCCACUUUCUAUCCUAAAGGUGGUUGAAUUCAGUGAAUUAGAUAAACCCAGAGUCCACUUCCUACGGAGAGUGUUGACUGAGCUGUUGAUGGAAACAGAAGAAGAAGACCUAGGUUUAAUUUUCUCAAGAGUGUCUGAAAACCCAAAGCUGGGAAUGUUGCAAGAAGGCCUGAAGCUCUUCAUUAGCCACUUCUUACUGAAGCACACACAGACUCUCCAAAGUGCUGAGGAAGCCAGUCUGCUGAGAGAGAGGGCAGGCCUUGCAUCCAAGUCUUUACAGGGCAAAGCCAUCCUGAGAAUGUAGCCAAAUGAUAAGGGAACAUUUGACCAAGAGAUGUCAUUUGUGAAUUCAAAGGCCUGUCCUGCCUCUGUAAGAGCAGGAGGAAUUAUGCCAUGUUCUGUCAUGGUUUAAAUACUAUACUUUCAGAUUUUUUUUUUUUUUUUGAACUUAGGGUUGUACUGUGUAUUUCAAAUAUGUAUGUAUGUAUGUAUGUAUAUAGCAGAUCAAAAGGAAAGGGGAGAGAAGAUGGGGCAUUAAGCCAUGAGAAGAGGGGCAAGAUCAUAAAUUGAUGGCUUUUUUUUUUUUUUUUUUUUAUCUUCUGAAAUACUGGUUAAAAGUUCAGAAGCUGGGCCAAGCUUGGUGGUGUAUGCCUCUAAUCUCAGCACUCAGGAAGCAUAGGCAGGCAAAUCUGUGAGUUCAAGGCCAGCCUGGCCUACAUAGUUCCAGGACAGCUAGAGCAAAUCGUGAGACUCUGUUAAAAAAAAGUUCAAAAUCUAAAUUACUAACUAUGGUGCUUAGGAUCUGAUAUCUCCCAUUCAUCAAUCGCACCUUGGGGACUAUUUGAUAGGACAGCUUCAGGUAGAUAUUGGGUACUUGGUGAGAAAAGAGAGACAUAUGAACAUAUGUGACUGUAAGUGAUUGUGGUGGGUGGGAAUUAGCAUGGGCUCUCUGAGGUACAACAGUCGGAGGAAGAAGGAAUGGCCUUGGAUGAAUGAAUACUCUUUAUUCUACAGCCUUAAAGUUUGCUUCUCUUUCAAAUGCUGUAGACUUGACUAACCCCAGCCUUCACUUGUUGAGAAACAACUAAAUAGAAGUAGAAAUCAGAGCCCUUCCCUCUGCCCAGCAGUGUCCCGUGUAGAGUACACAUUCCAGGAAGGUGAAAACAAACCAGGGAUGCCGCUCCCUGGUUUUUAUGCGGGUCACCUCUUCUGUUUGAAUUUUGAACAGUGUGUCCUGUAACUGUGCUUGAGGUGACCAUGUGUAGUCCGUAGGUCUCCAUGCAGGUCCCUGAGGAUUGAGCCCUGAGGAGCCAGCAGUGUCUGCUGCUGUCCUUGUUGCUAUGAUAAACACCUUGCAAGAGUAGCAGAAAGAGGCUUACCUGGGGCUCAUACUAUGUAGGCACAGUCUGUCGUGGUGGAGUGUCGUGCAGCAAGAACUCAAGCAGCUGGUCACAUUGCAUCUUAGGAAACAGAGAUGGACACAGGUGCUCAGCUCACUUUCUCCUUUUUAUUAAGUCCAAGACCCCAGCCCAUGGGAAGGUGCCACUCAUGUUCAAGAUAGGUGACCACCUCAAUUAGCCCAAUCAGGAAACUCCCUUAUAGCCAUUUCCAGAGGUCUGCCCACAGGUGACUCUAGAUCCUAUCAAAUUGAUAGAAUAUAUAGAUUUAAGGCUGAGAGUAAAGCUCCGUAGCAGAACACUUGCUUGAACCCUGGGCUGGCUCCUCAACUUCACACAGAAAAGAAAAGUGUAUUUUCUUAACUUUUUAUAAAUUUUAUUUAUGUGUUAGUGUGUGGACACGUUUGUGUCUUUGGAGGCCAAAAAAGGAAUCCCUGGAGCUGGAGUCCCAGGUAGUUGUGAGCUGCUAGUGUGGGUGCUGGAAACCAACCUUAGGUCCUCUUAGAAUAGUAGACACUAACCACUAAGCCAUAUCUACAGCCCCAAAUGUACCCUUUUGUUAUUGUUAUUGUUGUUUGUUUUUUGAGACAGAGUAUCUCCAUGAAACCCUAACUGUCCUGGGACUCAAUAUGUAGAUAAGCCUAGCCUCUAACUCACAGAGGUCCACCUGCCAUACCUUUCCCUGCCCUAAGUGAUGGGACUAAAGGUGUGUACCACCACGCUAGGCCCCCAAAUACGUACUUUUAAAAAUGUAUUAUACCUACAAUUGAAAAGUACUGCAAGGUGCUGAGAUACCAGUUCUCUCUCUCUCUCUCUCUCUCUCUCUCUCCUCUCUCUCUCUCUCUCUCUGUGUGUGUGUGUGUGUGUGUGUUUAAA